AUGGAGCCCGUCGCUAACACGCAGCAGUCUGGCAACAAGCCGCAACCCACCAGCCUAGAGCAAACCACCAUCAACUUCUACUUUUCUUUUGCCUACGCGGUACACCCCGAGUACCUCGCUCACCUCGGCCGCCACUCCAAGGAGCGCGUCGAGCUCUGCGACAAGACGCUUGUCACGCUCGACCUCGCCUGGAAGCAAUCGGUCCGCCAGGGCAUCCUCCAGCCCGACCGGCAGGCCCUUGAGAUCGGUAUCCUUGAGGACUACUGCGAGAACAGCAAGAAGCUUUGGAAGAAGCCCCGGGGCCCCGUCGAUGUUUGA
Colletotrichum graminicola M1.001 is the source of this 318-nucleotide messenger RNA. RefSeq lists its product as uncharacterized. The transcript is spliced from 2 exons. Bases 1 to 318 code for a protein of 105 amino acids. The record is from RefSeq and is a predicted model, not a curated record. Lineage: Eukaryota; Fungi; Ascomycota; Sordariomycetes; Glomerellales; Glomerellaceae.